AAGUUUUCUGGAAGGGAAGAAAGAGUUUGGGAGAAAUCAUGGCCGGUUGUCAACCGUGUUCCCAGUCUGAGGACCAGAGCCCACAGCCCAGCUGCUCAGGGUACCCCCUGGAGGCAGUAAGGGGUGAAGAAAUCCCAGGACCAUCAGCCCCCUGGGUAGACCCCCAUCCCCCGCCUCCCUCCCGUGGUUGGAAGAGGAGAAGGGAGGAGUCAGAGGAGGAGACAGCCCCAGGGGCUGAGGACAUCUGGGUCGUGGAGACGCUGUGUGGACUCAAGAUGAAGUUGAAGAGACAGCGGUUGUCUUCAGUGCUGCCUGAGCACCAUGAGGUUUUCAACAGGCUGCUGGAAGAUCCUGUCGUUAAAAGAUUCCUGGCCUGGGACAAAAACCUGAGGGUAUCUGACAAGUAUCUCCUGUCUAUGGUCAUAGCUUACUUCAGCCGUGCUGGCCUCUUCUCCUGGCAGUUCCAGCGAAUCCACUUCUUCCUAGCACUCUACGUGGCCAAUGAUAUGGAAGAAGAUAACCAGGCCCCCAAACAGGCCAUCUUUUCAUUCCUGUACGGGAAGAACCGCUCCCAGCGUCCCUUGUUUCACAAACUGCGGUUUCAAUUCAUCCGAUCCAUGGGCUGGAAGACCAGGGUGUCCCGGGAAGAGUGUGAGGAGAUCCAGGCUUUUGAUCCAGAGCUGUGGGUGUGGGGGCGAGAUCGCACCCUCAUGCCCUAGAGUUCCCGGGACCACGGAGGCCUGAGGUCAUCGGCCUGAGAGAAGAGCCCAGGGGAGAUGCAGGUUUUCAGCAGGAAGUCCAUCCGGAUGCUAAUGACAGGCCUGAGGAAGGAAGAGAGGAGUCUCUUGUACAGAUAAUCUGGAAGAACCUAGAACCUUCUAGAAUGAGCUGAAUAGAGUUAUCACACUGUACUCCUAGGAGUUGGGGGCACGUCUAGGAGUCCAUGGAAGGACAAUGAGAAACCGGGGUUUUGUUCAGGGUCUGUCCCUUCCCAGGGCACCACCAAAUAUUUCAGAUUGUUUUAAUUCAAAUCUCCUCUGAGGUAGAAGUUGGAGGGCCCGUUUUUUAUGCACUGGGACGCAGAUUAGGAGGGAAGUACUUCAAAAAUGUAAAAUUAGAGCCAAAGGAUUGUUUGUGAUAGAU
Neofelis nebulosa (Clouded leopard) is the source of this 1143-nucleotide messenger RNA. RefSeq names its product speedy protein E4-like. NCBI's taxonomy places the organism in Eukaryota, Metazoa, Chordata, Mammalia, Carnivora, Felidae. Gene Ontology annotation, molecular function: protein kinase binding. Gene Ontology annotation, biological process: positive regulation of cyclin-dependent protein serine/threonine kinase activity. The coding region runs from base 39 to 719 and encodes 226 amino acids. The transcript has 7 exons. The record is from RefSeq and is a predicted model, not a curated record.